AUGGCAUCAAUGAUCCAACAUCUUGAAAGCAGUCAUAUCGACCCGCUAAGGAUAAGCUUGAAAGAAGAGCACGCCCACUGUUGCAACAUGGAGGCUGAGCCAGAUGGUAAGUCAUGGUACAAUGACAUCAAAAUAUAUUUGGAAAGACGGGAAUAUCCUGAAGGCAUCACAAGUGAACAAAAGAAGACUAUCAGAAGAAUGGCAAAUAGUUUCUUUCUGAACAACGAAGUAUUAUACAAACGAACGCUGGAUCUGGGAUUGCUUCGAUCUGUGGAUGUCGGCGAAGCCAUCAAACUUUUAGAAGAAGUACAUGCUGGGACAUGUAGACCCCAUAUGAAUGGAUUUAUACUAGAAAAGAAGAUUCUAUGA
This is a messenger RNA of Lycium barbarum (goji berry), 369 nucleotides long. RefSeq lists its product as uncharacterized. The record is from RefSeq and is a predicted model, not a curated record. Bases 1 to 369 code for a protein of 122 amino acids. The transcript has a single exon. Lineage: Eukaryota; Viridiplantae; Streptophyta; Magnoliopsida; Solanales; Solanaceae.